UAAACAACGUGUUGAUUUUGUUAGCUCUUGAACUUUAAUUAAAUAGUUCAUAAUACAAUGGAGUGUGUAGCAAAAAACACUCGCAUGAUACAGCUGGGCGAUUAUAUUGUCAUACAGCGCCAAAAGUACACAAAACUGCAAAAAUUUGGCAGUCUCGAUGCAACGGCCACAUUGGGCAAGGAGCAUCUAGAGCUGAAAUCGCUUUUGGAUCAGCCAUAUGACUCGACAUUUAAGAUGUGCGUAAAGGAGACAAAGUCGGGUAAACGUGGUGCUCAGCGACAGCAUUCGUUGGAGUUGUGCAGUGAAAAUGAGCUGAGGAGCAUACGCGAUGUUCUGGGCAUCUCUAGCAGCGGUGCCGACAAUCGAGAUAUUAGAGACAAUGGCGAGGCACAGGCGUUAAAAUCAGAGGACAUUGAACAACUGCGCGAAGCUUGCAAUGAGUCCAGCAAGAUUAUUGAGAAGCUCGUGGAGAACUCCAAAACUUUUCACACACGCACAGAAUACUCGCAAGAUAAAUAUCUGCUGAAGAAAGAGAAAAAGUAUUUUGAAUUUGUACAAAUCAGACAGCCGACGAUACGUUUAAUGGUCGAUAUAUUCCACCGACAGGAUGCGGAAAAAAUAAUGGGCAUACGCGUCGAUACUUUGUCUCAGAUUAUUUCGUACUCUGGCGUCAGCGGCUUCGGCAGUUAUUUGUUGUAUGAGAGUGGCACAAAUGGACUGCUGCCCGCGGCAAUGCUAAAUUCAAUGGGUGCCAAUACAGAGGCAACCUUGGUCCAUAUGCAUCCCGGAAACGUGCCACAAAAGCAAGCAUUGCUGGCACUCAAGUUGCCACUGGAACAGCAGCAAAGAUGUAUAUCGGUGAAUUUGUACUCUGUGUUAAGAGAGUAUUAUCAGGGAGACAAAGCGGAGCCUGUGACUGAGACAGCAGAACAGCCUGUGGAGCAGGAAGAGCCAGUUGAGCCUUUAUCAGAGGAGGGCAGUGAUCCCAUUGAGCCCAGCAGCAAGAAAGUCAAACUUGAUGAAUCUACAAACUCUCAUAAAAAAUCCGCACAAUUACGUUGGCAGUUGGAAAACAAACGCGCCUCGGAGCUAAUGCAGCAGAAGUUUGACAGUCUUGUGAUGGCCGCCAAGGAGCAUCCCUCUAACAUACUACAAGCGUUGCUGCCAUUGGUGAAACCGUCGCGUCCCAUUGUUAUCUUUAGCACUUGCAAGGAACUGCUGCAAGAAACCUACAUGGAGCUUAAGACCUCAGGUAAAGUGACCAAUCUACAUGUGACCUCCAAUUGGCUGCGCACCUAUCAAAUACUGCCCAAUCGCACGCAUCCUGAGGUCAACAUGACCGGCAACAGCGGCUAUCUGUUAACGGGCUAUACGUUAAAAUAGAAACCAGCAUAACUAUUUGUCA
Drosophila busckii is the source of this 1405-nucleotide messenger RNA. RefSeq names its product tRNA (adenine(58)-N(1))-methyltransferase non-catalytic subunit TRM6 (gene Trmt6). Lineage: Eukaryota; Metazoa; Arthropoda; Insecta; Diptera; Drosophilidae. The coding region runs from base 58 to 1383 and encodes 441 amino acids. The record is from RefSeq and is a predicted model, not a curated record. Gene Ontology annotation, biological process: tRNA methylation. Gene Ontology annotation, cellular component: nucleus; tRNA (m1A) methyltransferase complex. The transcript is spliced from 3 exons.